Molecule: messenger RNA, 1231 nt
Organism: Drosophila takahashii
Lineage: Eukaryota; Metazoa; Arthropoda; Insecta; Diptera; Drosophilidae
Product: hydroxysteroid dehydrogenase-like protein 1
Cellular component (GO): endoplasmic reticulum
Molecular function (GO): oxidoreductase activity
Source: RefSeq, a predicted model, not a curated record
AGAACUCUCUUAACCAUUUAGCCAGUUCUGGAAGUGAGCCCUUGCACUCUACUAAGGAUGGCGUUUAUUUGGAUCUCCGCGGUUAUUUAUACAGUGGGUUCGCUCACUACAGCCGCAUACCUGUACGACAACUUGAAGUCCUUGUUCAGCAUCAUCAAGGGUGUCCUGGCACCCUUCUUCCAGCCGCAAUUGCCAAAGACCUUGGUGGAGAAAUUUGGACAAUGGGCAGUGGUCACUGGUGCCACCGAUGGCAUUGGGAAGGAAUAUGCCAGGGAGCUGGCUCGUCAGGGUGUCAACUUGGUGCUCAUCUCGCGGACGAAGGAAAAGCUGAUUGCCGUCACCAAUGAGAUUGAAAGCCAGUACAAAGUGAAGAUCAAGUGGAUUGUUGCAGAUUUCACCAAAGGACGCGAGGUGUACGAGCACAUAGAAAAAGAACUGGUUGGAAUUGACGUUGACAUUUUGGUUAACAAUGUGGGCAUGAUCUUUGAACCCGAGACCUUUGAUCGGGUGCCGGAGGACGUGCUGUGGAACCUCCUCAUCGUUAACAUGGGAUCAGUUACCAUGCUCACCCGCAAGAUCCUGCCCCAGAUGAUUGCCCGCCGCAAGGGUGCCAUUGUCAACCUAGGAUCCUCCUCGGAACUGCAGCCUAUGCCCAACUUGACCGUCUAUGCGGCCAGCAAAAAGUUCAUGACCUUCUUUUCCAAGGGCCUGGAGGCGGAGGUUUCCGAGCACAAUAUCCAUGUCCAGUUGGUGAAGCCCGGCUUUGUGAGAACCAAUAUGAAUGCCUAUGCCGAAAAGGUGAUCCAGGAAGGUCUGUUUUUCCCCAACGCAUAUACUUAUGCCCGCUCUGCCGUCUUUACUCUGGGAAAAACGAACGAUACAAACGGAUUUUGGACACAUGCAGUUCAGUACGCUUUCAUGAAGCUAGCUCCCGAGCCUAUACGCACAUACUUUACUCAUAGACUUUUCAACCGAUUGAGACUCGUGGCCCUCGAGCAAAAGCAAAAGAAACUGGACCUUUCGUAACAUAUUAAACUAGCUAAGGAGUCCUAUAAAUAUAUGGUUCCUAGCCGUAAGUCUUUAUUUUAAGGCUUGGUUUUAAUUUAAAAAAUCGAAAAACCUUUUGUAAAAACAACAAACAAAUAAGCAAGCAAGAAUUUACUAUAAAUUCGACAUCUUGUGACAACAAAAUUAUAGAACUAUAAAUAAAAAUCGUUUUCAAGUUUAUAAA